Messenger RNA from Saprolegnia parasitica CBS 223.65, 273 nucleotides. RefSeq lists its product as hypothetical. The transcript has 2 exons. The record is from RefSeq and is a predicted model, not a curated record. NCBI's taxonomy places the organism in Eukaryota, Oomycota, Saprolegniomycetes, Saprolegniales, Saprolegniaceae. Bases 1 to 273 code for a protein of 90 amino acids.
AUGAGCUUGAACGUCAACGCGAGCUUGAACGUCAACGCGAGCUUGAACGUCAACGCGAGCUUGAACGUCAACGCGAGCUUGAACGGCAACGCGAGCUUGAGCGCCAGCGCGAGCUUGAACGUCAACAGCUCCAAGCACUGCGAAUGCCUCAGCUGUGUGACCUGCGUGCUUGUCGGCAGCAUCGUCUGCAGUCUUCUGGCCCCGUCGUACGCGGAUCAUGCCAUGCCCCUGGCUGCGUGCACCCUCGUCCUCUGGUACUUUGGUUGGCUCUAG